AUGAAAAACAGAAACAACGAGAAUUCUUUAAUCGACAAAGACUACGAAAAUAAUUUAAAUGUGGAUGAUGGCGAUGAAGAGAUAGUUACACCAAUUGUUGAACAACAAGAACAAUCUACUAGUACAUGUCAUCGAGAGAGUAAUAGCAGUAAUAUCGAUUUUCUUAUUGACAAUAUAUUUAAUUACGACAAUGAUAUUGAAUCGAUAAAUGAUUUUCGAUUACGACGAGAAAUUGCUGAAAAAUCUAAUAAAAUAUCAGAUAUUAGGACGCGCAAGAAAAAUCUUUUAAAAGAUAUUGAUUGGGCUGGUAUUUCCUCUUCUAUGAUCAAUAAACCUCAAUCGAAUGCACAAUUUAUGUCCAAUGAUGAAUAUGAAGACGAUGCAGAACAACAACAAUCUGUCCACGAUAAUAAUAGUCGAUAUCGUGAGGAUAAUUUUACGCGAUCUUUUUCUCCCGACGUCUCUUUAAAUGCAAAUCAACAUCAUAAUACUGAAAAUGAUCACGAAGGAAAAAAUAAGAGUUCUUCUGUUAAUGGUGAUAUUCAGUCUACACAAAUUGACGAAACUGCAGAUUCUCUCUCGCCAAAUUGGCCAAAUUCUACAAUUGCAACACACUCAAUUACCGUCGAAUCAUUGAAAUGGCAUAAAUUUCUAUCGAGUGUAAAUGAACGAGAAGAAACCAAGGAGGAGACAAAUGCUAAUAAUAAUGAAGACCCUUCCUCAUCAACAACGACGAUGAUAGAAAAAAAUCAGAUGGAAUUAACAUAUGACUCAACAUCACCACCUAAAAGCACUUUACCGAACGAUUCAUAUAAUGAUGAUAUUGGUGGUGGUGAUAAUUCUUCAAUUGGUCAUAACAGUGAAUCAAUAAAAUCAGCAUCAAAUUUGGCAUGGAAUAAAUUUCUUAAUGAACAAGAUAAUAAUGAAACAUUUUCAAUAAAUAAUAAAGAAAACAAAAAACUUCAAAGUGAUUUUUAUGAUGACGUGUACAACGAACAACAAUAUUUGAACUCUAGUUCUAUUAAAGCAAAUUACAGUCCACAACUUAGUCCCAGAAGAAUUAUUCCUACAACAACAAGAACUAUCACCACCACUUCUAUCAGCGAUGAUGAUGAACGUGAACAUCGAGAAAUUAACAGCAAUAAUAAUAAUUAUUAUGAUGCUUAUAUUUCGGGGAUAAAAAUUGUUCAACUUUCACUUGAAUUGAGUUUUCUCAAAGAUGAUGUACGAAUGCUGAAAGAAAUUAUCAACACUACAACAACAAAUGAAGAAAAUAACGAAAUCAUUGGUUUAUCUUCAAAUCAGCAACAGCAAUGCAAACAACCGAGCAAAGAAUCCACAGAAAUUCCAACAGAACUGACAACAAACAAAACAUCUAGUACUGUUGCUGUUGUUACUAAUAAUAGUCAGACACCAACAAACAUUAAAUCAUUUAUUCAACAAUCAGCUACUACUUCAUACUCUUUAUUCAAUAUAAAAACACCCGAGAAUCAAAUUCGCCAUAAUGAUUUAUAUCCUACUACACCAACGAAACCUCACAAUACUAUGAUGUACUGCUCUAUUGAUGAUGAUAUUUUCAUGGAUGAAUUUUAA
Ambispora gerdemannii is the source of this 1593-nucleotide messenger RNA. Lineage: Eukaryota; Fungi; Glomeromycota; Glomeromycetes; Archaeosporales; Ambisporaceae. The record is from the annotation of a GenBank genome assembly.